AUGAUUAUACUUAUUCAAUGCCUAUAUCAUUUGGACACAAUCCACACACCACAAACAAUGGCUAAAUUUGUUGUCUUAUUAAACCUCACCAUUUUGGUACAUUUUCUAAACUAAGUUUCUGCUCAAAAGUCACAAUACCUAAAAACAAAUGACAAUAGCUUAUUGAUAAGGCUUUUAUUGUACUUAAUUCAUUUAGAUUAGUCCCAUCUGAGAUGGCUUACCCUGUACAUAUACCAAUAUUCACACUUUCUAUGACGAGAAAAAAACCGAUAAACCAGAAAUAAUGAUGUAUUGCAAUUAUUAUAUUAAAUUAAAAAAUAUAUUCAUGAUCAUGCGUGAAAAGAAAAAUGAAUUUUGCAAACUGCACUCACUACUUAGGUAGGGUGCACAUGCACAUAAAAAGAUAAAAAUGUAAUAGGUACAAAUAAAAUGUUGCAAAAGCUUUAAAAAUGAUGCAAAGAAGUUCCAUAAAAGUUCAAAAUCGUACUCACUUUUUGAUACAAUCUCUGGAAAAAUCUAUUUAAAAAACCCAUGAUUACAAAAAAGUUAAAAAUAAAAGCCCACCUGUAAACCAACAUAACCUUAAAUUAUACUAGCUCAAUUAAAAACAUUCAACAUUUGUGUAAUAUAAACAAACUUUAAAAAAUGUUACCCGGUCGAUUAGGUUUAGGUCCAGGUAUUCCGGACAAUCCCUUGUCGUUAUCAUGGCACGACUCUGCGUGGAUACCAAUUUUAAACACUACCAAUGUAAUGGACUACUUCUCGGAGAGAUCUAAUCCCUUCUUCGAUCGAACCUGUAAUAAUGAAAUAGUUAAAAUGCAACGGUUAAAUCCCGAACAAUUACAGAAUAUGACUGGAUUAGAAUAUGUUUUAUUGCACGUACAAGAACCAAUAUUAUAUGUGAUACGAAAACAGCAUCGACAUACACCUUCACAAGUGACACCUCUAGCAGACUAUUACAUAAUCGCAGGAGUCGUGUAUCAGGCUCCUGAUUUGGCUAGUGUAUUAAAUUCACGACUGCUAUCUGCCGUCCAUCACAUACAAUCUUCAUUCGAAGAAUGCGCCGGAUUCUCUCGAUACCAUCCCAGUAAAGGCUACUUUUGGGAUUUUAAAUCACAAAAAAAUGCACCCGAUAAGGCUAAGACAAAGGAAGAGAAACCGAAAGAGGAGUCAAGCUCCCUAUUUCAAAGACAGCGUGUUGAUAUGCUCCUAGGUGAACUGAUAAAGCAAUUUCCAUUACCUCAACCGCCACAACCUAAGGUAACGGUUGCACCUAUUAAGACCGAGCCAGAGAAUGGUACUCCUGAACAUAAAGAAGUGCCCAAAGUUGAAGUAAAACAGGAGAAAAUUAAACCUCCACCAGAAAAGAAACCUAAAGUGUAAUUAGCUAAUUUUUUUGUACUAAUUUUUGUAAGGCAGUGUAUAUUAAGUUUUAAAAUCAAUCAUA
Molecule: messenger RNA, 1447 nt
Organism: Photinus pyralis (common eastern firefly)
Lineage: Eukaryota; Metazoa; Arthropoda; Insecta; Coleoptera; Lampyridae
Gene: MED6
Product: mediator of RNA polymerase II transcription subunit 6
Exons: 3
Coding region: 646-1383 (245 amino acids)
Biological process (GO): regulation of transcription by RNA polymerase II
Cellular component (GO): core mediator complex; mediator complex
Molecular function (GO): transcription coactivator activity
Source: RefSeq, a predicted model, not a curated record